AUGAAUUGCACGAUAGACUAUAUCUCAAUACUAAACUGCUACACGUGGAUAAUCAAGAAUAAAAAUUACAAUAAAUUCUUCAAUCCGAACGUUUGUCACGUUUGCAAGAGGAGAAACAAUGGAAUUUUAAUUUCAUGCAAACAGUGCCAAAUGAUCUAUUACUGCAGUACCACACACAAAUCGAUGCACUUUCGUCACCACCAGAAAUUUUGCAAUUACGUAAGCGCCAUUAUAUUAGAAAAGCAAGGGACGGAAUGGAAGUCCGUCAGGUCUUCUACACUUCGGUGGACGGAGUCGAGGAACGAACUCUUACAUGUAAUCCAAAAACGGUAUCCAUGCGAUCUACAGCCGUACGAAACUCAAAUGAUCACUUUCGCGAAAUCUUGUCGCAUUUGUCAUCGCCAGGAUCUGCUGUACGCUUGCGAGAUAUGCUACUCAGAUAAUUAUUGCGAAACGGACAUGAAUGAGUUUCAUCGACUGCAUAAAGAAACGUGUGAAAAGUUGCGAUUGUGUCUUUCCCUGGAACUUACGCGUGACAUGUUUACAUUUCACUUCGUAUUCAGCGAUUUUCCAGAAAAAGGCAAACCGAUUGACGAAAUGACUAAAUUUAUCGUAAGAUAUAUUCACAACUUGCGUACUUCAAAUGAAAUCUGGUUGGACACCGACUAUUUUUACUCCGAUUACGCCUCGGGACCGUUAACAUUGUACUACGGGAUGAAGAAUGCGAAUUUAUUAGAUAUUCUAAAACAUAAAAAAACGUGUGUCAUUCAUGUAUUAGGGAGCUACAUCGAAGGGGAAUACACGAGAGCUUGGGAACUUCUCCUGCACCUCUUACAUAAAAUAAAAGAGCUGACGAUUCAUGUGAUAGCGCCCGAUUUAAAAGCCGAAAGCGGGAACGUCGUACUUUGUUCCGAAUUAUUUUUGAGUAAAUACUGGUCAACAUUGCAUAGAGAACAUGUAACGCACGACUGCAGUAUUUUGUAUUGGUUAUAA
Molecule: messenger RNA, 993 nt
Organism: Dinoponera quadriceps
Lineage: Eukaryota; Metazoa; Arthropoda; Insecta; Hymenoptera; Formicidae
Exons: 2
Coding region: 1-993 (330 amino acids)
Source: RefSeq, a predicted model, not a curated record